CAGGCUCUGUCUGGUUCUUUCAUUUGUGCAGGAAUCGGGUUUUGCUUGAAAUUUUACACAGAACUGACUUGUUUGUUUUUUGGUUUCAGCUUCAUGUUUCCUGUCCCAGGUGGAAUGAGACCUCCUCAAGCAGGCCUGAUGCCGAUGCAGCAGCAAGGAUUUCCUAUGGUCUCUGUCAUGCAGCCCAACAUGCAAGGCAUGAUGGGAAUGAAUUACAGCUCUCAAAUGUCCCAAGGACCCAUUGCGCUGCAGGCAGGAAUACCGAUGGGACCAAUGCCAGCAGCGGGUGUGCCUUUCCUGGGGCAGCCACCAUUCCUGGGCAUGCGUCCUGCAGGCCCACAGUACACACCAGACAUGCAGAAGCAGUUUGCGGAAGAGCAACAAAAACGAUUUGAACAGCAACAAAAACUCUUGGAAGAAGAAAGAAAAAGACGCCAGUUUGAAGAGCAAAAACAAAAGCUCAGACUUCUGAGUAGUGUGAAACCCAAGACAGGGGAGAAGAAUAGAGAUGAUGCUUUGGAAGCCAUAAAAGGAAACUUGGAUGGGUUUUCCAGAGAUGCUAAGAUGCACCCAACUCCAGCAUCACACCCCAAGAAACCAGAUUGCCCCACGUCAUCUCAUUCUGCUAAAACUGUCUCCCCAUCAUCUGCCUUUGUUGACGAAGACGAAUUCAGUGACUUUAUGCAGGGGCCCGUUGAGGCCCCCCCUUGCGGGCCUUCCUCCACAGCCCAGCCCUUUCAGUCUCUCCUUCCCAGCACCCCACUCGGCCAGUUGCACACACAGAAGGCUGGGGCCCAGCCUCUCCCUCCAGGUCAGGUUCCAGCGUCCUUUGCCUUACGCGGUGGCCACGGGCAGACGCCUUGUCUCUCUGCUGCCUCAGCUUCACACAGUGUGCAGAAAGCAGGCCCUUCCCUGGAAGAGAAGCUCCUAUUAUCUUGUGAUUUAAGUCCAUCUGGGCAGGAACAAAUUAAAUUAAACACUCCUGGGCACAAAGCCGUAGUCCCAGGUUCCAGUAAGAACCGUCCUGGUUUAACAGCCCGUACCGGGCGUGCUGUAGACGGAUGUGUGAGUGGUUCCACCACUGCAGAGGCAGAAAAGACUCCAGAUCCAAACCUGUCAAACGAAGAGAGUGGUGUGGCCGUGUUUCCCUCUCAGGAUCCUGUUCAACCCAGAAUGCCGCCUUGGAUUUACAACGAGAGUUUGGUUCCAGAUGCCUAUAAGAAAAUUUUAGAAACCACAAUGACUCCAACCGGAAUAGAUACGGCUAAACUUUAUCCCAUUCUGAUGUCAUCUGGACUUCCCAGGGAAACCCUCGGGCAGAUAUGGGCCUUAGCUAAUCGAACUACACCUGGCAAGCUCACGAAGGAAGAACUUUAUACCGUUCUCGCCAUGGUAGCGGUAACACAGAGAGGUGUGCCUGCCAUGAGCCCCGAUGCUUUGAACCAGUUCCCUGCGGCUCCCAUUCCUACCUUAAGUGGCUUUCCCAUGACUCUGCCGACCCCAGUGAGCCAGCCAGUGUCCUCUGGCCCUGCAGGCUCCAUGCCCCUCACCCUUGGACAGCCCAUCAUGGGCAUUAACCUUGUUGGACCAGUAGGUGGAGCUGCAGCGCCAACUACCAGUAGCUUCAUGCCAGCCUAUCCCACAAACCAGGUGGGAAAGACAGAAGAAGAUGACUUCCAGGAUUUUCAAGAUGCUUCGAAGCCAGGAUCCAUUGAUGAUUCUUUCACUGACUUCCAGGAGGUGCCUGCUUCCUCAAAAACCAGUAAUCCCCAGCACGGAAACAGUGCUCCAUCACUGUUGAUACCGCUUCCUGGAGCUAAAGCCUCCACAGAUAAAUACGCAGUGUUUAAAGGGAUUUCCACUGACAAGCCCUCUGAAAAGCCGGCUUCAUUUGGAGAGUCUGGAGAUAAAUACAGUGCUUUCAGGGAGCUUGAGCAAACAACAGAGAGUAAGCCUUUGGGAGAGAGCUUUGCCGAUUUCAGAUCCACAGGAGCCGAUGACGGCUUCACCGACUUCAAGACCGCCGAUAGCGUGUCACCCCUAGAGCCACCAACAAAAGACGCUUUCCCAGCAGCCUUUCCCUCUGGAGCUGCCCAGCAGAGACAGACACAGGCAAAAACCCCCCUGAACUUAGCAGACCUAGAUAUGUUCUCUUCGGUGAAUUGCAGUGUUGAGAAACCGGUGCCCUUUUCAGCUGCAGUUAGCACGUCAGUUUCCACGAGACCCCAGCUGCCAGGUGCUGCGGCAGCCUCAGCAGCACUGGCAUCCACUAAAACUUGUAGCUUGGCAGAUGAUUUUGGGGAGUUCAACCUCUUCGGGGAGUAUUCGAAUCCUGCAUCUGUUGGGGAGCCGGACGACUUUGCGGAUUUCAUGGCUUUUGGUAACAGCUCUAUUUCAUCUGAGCCAAAAGCAGACGACAAAUAUGACGCCCUCAGAGAGGAGGCAAGUGCCAGCCCCUUGGCCAGCAGCACAGUGGAGGGCGCACAGAACCCACCUGCCGUGUCUACCAAGUACGAUGUCUUCAAACAGCUUUCCCUAGAGGGAGCUGGACUGGCCAUCGAGGAAUUCAAAGAGAACACUCCUUCUGCAAAGAGUGACGAUGACUUUGCUGACUUCCACUCCAGUAAAUUUUCAUCCACGAGCUCAGACAAAUCCCUGGGAGAGAAAGCGGUGGCUUUCAGACACGCCAAAGAAGACUCUGCCUCAGUGAAGUCUUUAGACCUCCCCUCCAUCGGUGGCAGCAGUGUUGGCAAAGAGGACUCUGAAGAUGCUCUUUCUGUUCAGUUUGACAUGAAACUGGCUGAUGUGGGAGGAGAUCUUAAGCAUGUCAUGUCUGAUAGCUCUUUGGAUUUACCAACAGUUAGUGGUCAACAUCCUCCUGCCGCAGGCACGGCCUCGGCCAGUGAGGACGCUCUUCCAGAGGCUCCCUUCCCAGCUUUCGCCAGCUUUAAAGACGUGAUGCCUCAGGCCGCUGAGCAGGAGUAUGAAAGUGGGGACUUGCAGGAUUUCACGAGGCAGGACCUGCCCAUAGCGGAACUGAGCCGAGAGACCGCAUGCCCAAGUCCAGCGUCCAGCAUCGCCUCUCACGAAACCCCCAAGGAGGGCGCAGAUGACUUUGGAGAGUUUCAGAGUGAAAAGCCCAAAAUCAGCAAAUUUGACUUUUUAGUAGCCAAUUCACAGAGCAAAAUGAAGUCCAGUGAAGAAAUGAUCAAAAGCGAGCUGGCAACCUUUGACCUUUCUGUUCAAGGAUCACACAAGAGGAGCUUGAGCCUUGGGGAUAAAGAAAUAAGCCGGUCGUCUCCUUCUCCAGCCAUGGAACAGCCUUUCAGAGACCGUUCCAACACUCUGAGUGAGAAGGCGGUGCUGCCUGUCAUCCGGGACAAGUACAAAGAUCUGACUGGCGAGGUGGAGGAAAAUGAGAGAUACGCAUACGAGUGGCAGCGAUGCCUGGGGAGCGCCCUGGAUGUCAUUAAGAAGGCAAAUGACACCUUAAAUGGCAUUAGCAGCAGUGCUGUUUGCACAGAAGUUAUCCAGUCAGUGCAAGGCAUGGAAUAUCUUCUAGGUGUCGUGGAAGUGUACCGCGUAACCAAGCGUGUGGAACUGGGGAUAAAAGCCACCGCUGUGUGUAGUGAGAAACUCCAGCAGUUGCUGAAAGACAUUGAUAAAGUGUGGAACAACCUAAUCGGCUUCAUGUCGCUCGCCACACUCACACCAGAUGAAAAUUCACUGGAUUUUUCCUCCUGUAUGUUACGACCUGGGAUUAAAAACGCUCAGGAGCUGGCUUGCGGGGUGUGUCUCUUAAAUGUGGACUCUAGGAGCCGGAAAGAAGAGAAGCCUGCAGAAGAACAGCCUAAAAAAGCAUUCAAUUCAGAAACGGAUAGCUUCAAGCUGGCCUAUGGAGGACACCAGUAUCACGCCAGCUGCGCCAACUUCUGGAUCAACUGUGUUGAACCCAAGCCCCCCGGUCUCCUCCUGCCAGACCUGCUCUGAAGAGCUGCUUGGUGAAGCUGUAGCUGAUGUUUGGUUAUUUCUGUCACAUGACUUGGGGUGACAGGGAUCAAUAAAUAGAAUGCGAGCAC
Messenger RNA from Acomys russatus (golden spiny mouse), 4079 nucleotides. RefSeq names its product synergin gamma (gene Synrg). The transcript is spliced from 22 exons. The record is from RefSeq and is a predicted model, not a curated record. Gene Ontology annotation, molecular function: protein binding. Gene Ontology annotation, cellular component: clathrin coat of trans-Golgi network vesicle. NCBI's taxonomy places the organism in Eukaryota, Metazoa, Chordata, Mammalia, Rodentia, Muridae. Bases 94 to 3990 code for a protein of 1298 amino acids.